Molecule: messenger RNA, 3761 nt
Organism: Serinus canaria (Common canary)
Lineage: Eukaryota; Metazoa; Chordata; Aves; Passeriformes; Fringillidae
Gene: OLFML2A
Product: olfactomedin like 2A
Exons: 8
Coding region: 46-1953 (635 amino acids)
Biological process (GO): signal transduction
Source: RefSeq, a predicted model, not a curated record
GGGCUGAGCGGGCGCUCGGUGCGGGCGGUCACCGCCGCUCUCGCCAUGCGGGCGCUGCUGCUCCCCGCGCUCCUGCUCCCGGUGCUGGCCGCAGUGCACGGCGCCGCCACGGCUCUGGGUGAUGUGGACCAGGUCCGGAUGACCUCCGAGGGCUCCGACUGCCGCUGCAAGUGCAUCCUGCGGCCGCUGAGCAAGGACGCCUGCAGCCGCGUCAGGAGCGGCAGCGCGCGCGUGGAGGAUUUCUACACCGUGGAGACGGUGAGCUCGGGGGCUGACUGCAGGUGCUCCUGCACCGCACCCCCCUCCUCGCUCAACCCCUGUGAGAACGAGUGGAAGAUGGAGAAGCUGAAGAAACAGGCCCCUGAGCUCUUCAAGCUGCAGGCCAUGGUGGACCUGCUGGAGGGAACGCUGUACAGCAUGGACCUGAUGAAGGUGCACGCCUACAUCAGCAAGGUGGUGGCACAGAUGAACACGCUGGAGGAGACCAUCAAGACCAACCUGAGCAGGGAGAAUGACUUCAUGAAGGAGAGCGUCCAGCACCUCACCGACCAGAUGAAACGCUACGAGAACUACUCUGACAUCAUGAUCAGCAUCAAGAAGGAGAUCUCCAACCUGGGCUACCAGCUGCUGCAGAAGGAUGCGGCUGCCAUCCCUGAGAGCAAGGCACAGGACACGACAGGUGGCCGGGAGAAGGAGGCAGGACGGUACCCCAGCACCCGCAAGGCACUGGGGGACAGGGCAGGCCCCCGAGCGCCCAAGGAGAAGCCGCUGAAGCCCGAAAAGCCCAAAAAGGAGAACCCCAAGGCCAGAGCAGGGUCACAGCCCACGGCCAAGCCCAAGCCCCUGGCACAGCAGCAGACUGUGGUCCGAGGCAUCACGUACUACAAGGUCGGGCAGGCGGGAGCGGCGGAGGGUCCGGCCGGCAGCCGCGAGAGCCCUGUGAGAGGGACGGCUGUGUCAGAGCAGCAGGAGGACAGGGGCCCCCCGCCCCCCUCAGCCGAGGGCACCCCAGCCCAAGCUGUUGCACAGACAGAGACCACCGUGCCCAGCAGCACGGCUGAGCCCAGCACUGCCCCGGGCCCCCGCAGCACCGCCCGCAGCCCCCCCGGCCCCGCCCUCGGGCAGGGCACCGACAGCACCGGGGACCCCGAGACACCGAACAGAGUGAGGGAGGCGGAAUGCGAAGGCACCAUCGAGUCCGUGGAGCCCCCCAGGGAGCACCACAGCUACGGGCGCAACGAGGGGGCCUGGAUGAAGGACCCAGCAGCCAAGGAUGACCGCAUCUACGUCACCAACUACUACUAUGGCAACAGCCUGGUGGAGUUCAGGAGCCUCGACAGCUUCAAGCAGGGCCGCUGGAGCAACCUCUAUAAGCUGCCCUACAACUGGAUUGGCACGGGGCACGUGGUGUACCGAGGGGCCUUCUACUACAACCGUGCCUUCACCAAGAACAUCAUCAAGUAUGACCUGAAGGAGCGCUACGUGGCAGGCUGGGCGCAGCUCCACGACGUGGUGUACGAGGACACGACACCCUGGAAGUGGAGGGGCCACUCAGACAUCGACUUUGCUGUGGAUGAGAGCGGGCUCUGGGUCAUCUACCCCUCGGUGGACUAUGACUACUCCCAGCAGGAGGUGAUCGUCCUCAGCCGGCUGGACCCCGUGGACCUCUCGGUGCGCAAGGAAACCACCUGGAAGACGGGGCUGAAGCGCAACACCUACGGGAACUGCUUCAUCAUCUGUGGCAUCCUCUAUGCUGUGGACACCUACAGCCAGAAGGAAGGGCAGAUCUCCUAUGCCUUCGACACGCACACAGACACAGAGGCAGAACUCAGACUGCCCUUCCUCAACCACUAUUCCUUCACCACGCAGGUCGACUACAACCCCAAGGAGAAGGUGCUCUAUGCCUGGGACAACGGCCAUCAGAUGACCUACGGGCUCAGCUUCGUGGUCUGAGUGCCCGGGCGGGUCCCACUGCACUCCUGCACCCACCCUGCGCCAUGCAUGGCUGGGGCACCCUGACGCAGCCUGGCCCUGGCACCCCAACUCCAGACAGGGCUGUGGCAAGAGCCUGGCUUCCACCCCAAAACCUUCCCCAUCUGCUAUGGCCAUCACCUGCACCGUGCCCACUGUGCUGCAGAGCAGGGGGAGCCCGUAAGAGCAGCCCCCGGCAGACAGACACCCCUGUGACAACGUGGCCCCUGGGGCCGUGGCAGCUCGGCCGGCAUCGCCUUCCCGGGACACAGAGAGGAGCCCAGCCCCGCAUCCCUCUGCCGCUGCUGGCACCGCCCGCCCGCCCUGCAGCAGCGCACCGAGCGCCUCCCGCACUGCCCGCAGCCCGGCCACGCUCCCCGCACGCCCGCCGGGACCGGGUGUGCCAUCGCUGCCAGCCGUGCCAGGGCCGGGACAGCCCCCUGCCCCGCCUGCGCCCAGCCCCGUGGGGCGGGCGGGCCCCCUCACUGCCAGGCGCCCGGAACAGGUGCCAGCCGCUAUUUUAAGAAGUGUGGUUAAGAUGCCUUUGCUUUUGCUGAUCAUGAGUUUGUUAUUUAAAUGCAUUCACUGGAGCCGUGCAGGAGCCUGCCUAGGGUGUCCUGCACGCACAGCAACCUGCACACCUGCCCUCUCACCUGCCCUCUCACCUGCCCUCUCACCUGCCCGCACCCAGCAGUGGACAGGGCAGCCCGAGGGCCUCUCACUCCGUGUGAGGCAGAGUGAGGGGCUGCGAGCGCUUGGCUUGGUUUUGGUCGUUUUAGACAUGAGCAGUACUAAAACAUAACCGAUGUGAGAGCGGGCUGCGUGUGUUGUCAUCUGUCCUGGAGCUGGGCAGGGAGGAGUGGGCAGGGUGGGUGCUCACCAUCCCCAUCCCUCACUGUCCCUGUCCCUCGCCAUCCUUAUCCACUGACCCAACUUCCAUGGCCCGGUGUGCCAGGGGUUGCUGUCACAGCUGUAGCACACCUUGCAGGCACGUCUGCCCAGAGCGGGCACCCCACACUCUCCCAGCAGCACCGGCACGGUGCCACGGCAGUGCAGGGGCAGGAGGGUCCCGGGACAGAGCCGGGACAGGAGCCCCUGCCGGGUCCUCGGGACAGCUUUGGCAUCGUCCGGCCUGAGCUGCAGCCCGAGAGCCUUCGGGAGCCGAGGCGGGAGCAGCUGAGCGUGGGCACGGCGAGCCGCUGCCCCGACGCUGCUCAGAGCUUGGCAAGGGCGGAGAUGCCCGGGGCCCCCGGGUGAGAGCAGCCCCCGCUGCACCGCCCUCCCGUUCCUGUCCGUGCGUGCGGCCCCUCGGCCCCGCCAGGCCCCGCACACUCCGGCCGCUGGCCGCGGGCGCCUCGUGCUGCGGAGCUGGCACCGACCGUGUCCCUGGAUGCGGAAAGGUUUCCCACUGCGAAGUCCUGAAGCUGGUGCCAGGCGCGGGGCAGCCUGGCUGCCCCUCUGCUGGCCCCACGCUGCUCCUAGGUCCUCCUCUGGCUCACAGCACCACCUGCCCCUGCCCCUGCCCCUGCCCCUGCUCCUGCCCCUGCUCCUGCCCCUGCCCCUGCCCCUGCCCCUGCCCCUGCCCUGCUCUGCCCCGAGCCCCCACGCUGGCCAUGCACUGCCCCCUCUCUUGGCUGUGGGUCCUCGCCACCAAAAAGGAGCCGGCCGACUUUUCCCCCCGACUGGUCCCUGCCAGGCUUUUAUCUAGCGAUCCCCAGCAAAUCCCUGUACAAACAAUACGGAUUUCUGACAUUUUUUUGUAGUAAAGUAAACUCCCAGCACAUCUCUAA